Molecule: messenger RNA, 219 nt
Organism: Penicillium atrosanguineum
Lineage: Eukaryota; Fungi; Ascomycota; Eurotiomycetes; Eurotiales; Aspergillaceae
Gene: tfb5
Product: TFIIH complex subunit TFB5
Exons: 3
Coding region: 1-219 (72 amino acids)
Biological process (GO): transcription initiation at RNA polymerase II promoter; nucleotide-excision repair; transcription by RNA polymerase II
Cellular component (GO): transcription factor TFIIH core complex; transcription factor TFIIH holo complex
Source: RefSeq, a predicted model, not a curated record
AUGCCGCGUGCCGUUCGAGGCCUGCUCAUCGAAUGUGAUCCCUCGAUCAAAUCCAUGAUCCUCAAGUACGACGAGGAACGGCAUGACUACAUCGUGGAGGACCUGGACGACGAACAUCAUCUUGUCAUCAAAGAAAGUCAGCUCCAAGGCUUGAAGGCACGUCUGGAUCAGGACCUCGAUGAGAAGAUCAUGCAGCUUGACGAGUCUGAAUCUGAGUAA